AUGGAUAUUGUUGUUUCUUUUGUUGCUUCUGCACCAUUUACACCUCCACCUACACCUCCCAGAAGCACUACUUUACUUAAUAAAAACUCAUCAAAUGGCUCUCGAACACCGCUACUUGCCCCCACACUGUCUUCGGUUCUUCCUGCAGAGGAACCAGACUCAACUAACGUUGUAAAUCAGUUUCCGUUACUUGAUACUGACACUGCUACGGCGGCCACUACUACAAUAUCACUAGAAUCUCCUUUAACACCAGAUUCGAAUGUGGCAGAAAAUUAUACUCAAGAUGAUAAAGAUUUAUUAUUAAAGAAUUCAAAUGAGAGCUCUGUAGAAAAUAAGAGUGUGUCUACUGAUCAUACAGAACAAGGACUAUUGAAUGAAAAAGAAACCGAGCUUGACUCAGGCCAACAAAUAUCAAAUUUUGGGCUAUGGGACUAUGUAAAAGAGGAAAUUACUGCUUUAGAUUUUGAACCUUCGGAGGAAAUGACCACCGAGAGGGUUACAAACUUUCUGACAAUUCCAAUAGCGAUGGAAAAGCUGAUGAUAUUUGGGGUGUGUUUGUGUCUGGAUUCAUUUUUAUACACGUUUACUUUUCUCCCGUUAAGAUUUAUUAUUGCUUUAUAUACUUUAUUUAUUGGGAUUUUUAGACGUUUAAAAAAUGGAAUAACAGAAAGUUUGACUUUGUCACAACAAUGUGAUUUAUUGAAAGGAUUACUAGUUAUUUUUGUUUGUCUAGCCCUUCAACGAGUUGAUGCAGCCCAAAUGUAUCAUUCGAUUCGGGGCCAGGCAGUAAUUAAGUUAUACGUCAUUUUCAACGUUCUUGAGAUUCUCGAUCGACUUUGCUGCUCUUUUGGCAGCGAUAUCCUGGACUCGUUAUCUUGCAAAUCCACUUUGGCGGGUCUAUCACUUAAUAUGGCUCAUACAAUGAUUAUGAGUUAUCAAGUGAUCACGUUAAAUGUUGCCAUAAACUCAUACUCGAAUGCCUUGCUUACACUAUUGUUAUCCAAUCAAUUUAUCGAAAUUAAAAGUUCGGUGUUUAAAAGAUUUGAAAAAGAGAAUUUGUUUCAGUUGAGUUGUGCAGAUAUAGUGGAAAGAUUCCAACUUGCGCUCUUUCUCACAAUAAUAACGGUUCGAAAUCUGAUCGAACUUUCCGGAUCGCCACCAUCAACAUCCUCCAAUCUGCCAACCUCGUUUUUCCCGUUGUUUCCAAAAAUGACAACAAUCGAAACAUUAUUGACCCCUGUUUUUAUUGUGAUGGCUUCCGAAUUCCUCGUCGACUGGUUGAAACACGCGUUUAUUACAAAGUUUAAUCAGAUCCGACCGAGUGUUUAUGAUAAGUUUGUGGACGUGCUUUGUUGCGACGUGAUUACUGAAAAGUACAAUAGAAGAAACACUGUUGAUAGAUCUCCGAACGUGGCUCGAAGAAUUGGAUUUGCCCCUCUGCCAUUAGCAUGUUUGAUGAUUACCGUGGCUAUUCAGACUAUCACCAUGAUCACUGACUGGAGUUUAGAUAUGGAUGAUGAGCUUAGUAAUGCGCCUAUUGCAGUAUUUUCGCGUAGUUCAUGGAUCGCAUGCGGAUCUACUUUUUUCUGCAUCCUCGUAAUCCUUAAGAUCUUUAUUGGCACAAAAUUACUAAUAUUUUCAAAUCAGCGUGAAGCGACCCGAAAAAAUCGUCCACGAGAUGACGAGCAUCACAUAGAACAGAAAAUCACAGAGGAAACAAUAGAAAAGCAACAAAUCUUGAACGACCCUAAAGACAAUUUUGCAGGGCAAUCAAAACCCAAAAUAACAUUUGACAAUAUCGAGCGGUACAUGAUAUUUAAAAGUCGAAUUCCAUAA
This is a messenger RNA of Ambispora gerdemannii, 1836 nucleotides long. The record is from the annotation of a GenBank genome assembly. Lineage: Eukaryota; Fungi; Glomeromycota; Glomeromycetes; Archaeosporales; Ambisporaceae.